CUGGUAUUCAUCUUGCAGCCUCACACACCAUGGCCUCGUCUUCAAAUCCAGUCAUCCUGGCCUCCGGAACCAACUCCGGCCUCACCGUAAACAUCCACCCCCUCGCUAUCCUCAACAUCUCGGAUGUCUGGAACCGUGCACAGUUUACUUCCUCUGGAUCCGAGUCCCCCAAGUUGGUUGGCGCGCUGCUGGGCACAGAGAGCAAUCGGGAAGUAGCUAUCGUCAAUUCUUUCGAGCUCACUUUUACUCCCACUGGUGGAGAUGUCGAGAUGAGCGAAGGAGGUGCCGAGAAGGGUGCCUAUACUCUUGAUACAGAGUUCCUGCAAACUAGAGAGGCACAAUUCAACGAUGUUUUCCCCAGUCUCAAGAUUGUCGGCUGGUACUCUAUUGGCUCGGAACCCACCCCCGAUGAUAUCUUCUUGCACAAGCAAUUCAUCUCAUCCACAUCCGAGUCUCCUAUCUUCCUGCUCUUCAACCCCCAUCCCGCUCCAGAGGCCCAGAACCUCCCCCUCAAUAUCUACGAGAGUGCAGAGGUCGCUGUCACGGGGGGCGCUGAAGCUGUUGAAGGAGGGGAUAUCAAAUUUGUGGAGCUGGGGUAUGGAAUCGAGACUGGAGAGGCGGAGAGAAUCGCGGUGGAUGGUGUUGUGAAGGGUGGAACGGCGGAAGAGGACAGUGCUGUUGGCCACCUGACAACGCAACGGAAUGCCAUCAAGAUGUUGUUGGACAGGAUAGAAAUCCUGCAAAAGUACAUCUCUGGGGUCGUCAACAGUAUGUCUUUCUUACUUGUUCGACUCGUUCUGACUCAUCGAGCAGAAUCCGCCAAACCCGACCACGCCAUCAUUCGCCAGAUAUCCUCCCUCGUCUCCACUCUACCCACCAUGGACGCUGCAGAAUUCCAAAACGAACUCAUGACCGAAUACAGCGAUGUCCAGCUCUCCUCCUACCUUUCGUCCCUCACCAACCAGCUCAACGCUCUCAGCGAGUACGGAGAAAAGCAUUCUUUGGUUUACGGCUCGAAGGAGGAUGAUUAUAGCGGCGGUGGAGCUGGGAUGGGGCUGCGAAGUGGGAGAGGGAUGAAUUUGGGCUUUGGGGGGUUCGAUUUGGGGGGCGGGGGCAGGCGACGAAACAGAUGA
This is a messenger RNA of Cryptococcus amylolentus CBS 6039, 1133 nucleotides long. RefSeq lists its product as hypothetical. The transcript is spliced from 6 exons. The record is from RefSeq and is a predicted model, not a curated record. Gene Ontology annotation, cellular component: COP9 signalosome. The coding region runs from base 30 to 1133 and encodes 367 amino acids. Gene Ontology annotation, biological process: protein deneddylation. Gene Ontology annotation, molecular function: protein binding; metallopeptidase activity. Lineage: Eukaryota; Fungi; Basidiomycota; Tremellomycetes; Tremellales; Cryptococcaceae.